This is a messenger RNA of Mya arenaria, 1315 nucleotides long. RefSeq names its product fibropellin-1-like. NCBI's taxonomy places the organism in Eukaryota, Metazoa, Mollusca, Bivalvia, Myida, Myidae. The coding region runs from base 68 to 1315 and encodes 415 amino acids. The record is from RefSeq and is a predicted model, not a curated record. The transcript has 12 exons. Gene Ontology annotation, molecular function: calcium ion binding. Gene Ontology annotation, cellular component: protein-containing complex; plasma membrane. Gene Ontology annotation, biological process: heterophilic cell-cell adhesion; establishment or maintenance of epithelial cell apical/basal polarity.
UUUGUGACCAUUCGUCGUGAAAAUGUGAAUGUAUUUCAUAUGAAUGUAUAAAUGAUAUUUAAAAAAGAUGGUUUUACUGAUUUUGAUAUUUUUCUUGUCCAUUUAUAUGGCUAAAGCACAAAUUGGAGUAACAUCCUGUGUGGAUUAUAUGGAGUGCGCGACCUUGCCCAAUUCGGUGUGCGACACAAUCGUAACUCAGACAUGCGUGUGCGUCACCUCCCAGGGAUUCAAGUCGAAUGCUAAUAAUGACGGAUGCGACUACGAUUGCGGGGCGCUGAGCAGACCGAACAAUGGUGUCGUAACGUACACGUCCACGAAACAGGACUCCAUUGCUACCUACAGUUGUCACGUUGGAUUCCAAAUAGAUGGUGUGAAAGCGAGAACUUGUUCUGCAGUGACGCCCAAAGGAUGGUCUGAUGCAGCACCCUCUUGUAUUGCAGGUAAACUCGGGGACAUGUGUAACGUCGUCACAGACUUGUGUGAUAACAUCCUCAACGGUGAAUGUAGCUCUCUAAAUACCUGUAUCUGUCUGGUUGGGUAUAAAACUGUCAGUUUAUUUGCAUGCCAAGAAAUCAAUGAGUGUGCUCCGAACCCUUGUAUAAACGGGGGCACGUGUAAUGACCUUGUCAACGAGUUCACGUGCACGUGCGCUACUGGUUUCAAGGGAAUCACGUGUCAAACAAACCCGGAUGAUUGUAAUCCCAAGCCCUGUCAAAAUGGCGGGGAGUGUACAGACGAUCUGGCAACAUACACUUGCGCAUGCACAGCCGGAUAUGAGGGGACAAACUACAUAGAUGAAUGCGCAAGUGCGCCUUGUGUAAACGGUGCAAGUUGCAGUGAUGGUAUUAACUCCUACACAUGCAAUUGUGUUCCUGGAUACACCGGCCUGAAUUGUCAGAUAGACAUUGAUGACUGUGUUUCACAACCAUGUUUGAACGAGGGCACAUGUUUGGAGGGCCUGGCAAAGUUUACGUGUGUUUGUGUGCAGGGCUACUCAGGUUCUUUGUGUCAGGACGGGGAAGGAUUCGGGUACAAAGCUGUCCAGACGAGCACUAUUAUUACGGCCAUAUCGAGCCUUGUGACGGUUAUGUUACUGACAAUUGGUGGCAUCGCCCUUGCGUGUACCAGAAAAAGGAGGAAAGUAGUCCAGUCCCAUAAAGAACAAGUAAUUAUGAUGUCAUCGGCCCGGAACAGCAGCGUGUAUAUCCUCGCUACCAGUCUGCAUAUGCUAUUGCUAUGGAAACCGGAUACCGGAAAUGCCAGCUGGACGUUUUUUCCGGUAUGGCACUCUGUGCGUAUGGUGCUCAGGAUCUAG